AUGGUGGCUGCAGCAGACCCAGAAAAGCCCAAAGUCUUCAGUGGAAAGAAGGUUUCCAAACCACUUAUGGAGAAGAAGAGAAGAGCUCGUAUCAACAAAUGUCUUGAUCAGUUGAAGACUUUGUUGGAAUCCUGCUACUCAAAUAACAUUAGAAAACGGAAGCUGGAAAAGGCCGAUAUUCUUGAGCUUACAGUGCGACAUCUGAAGCAAUUGCAGAAAAAUCAUCGUGGUCUGGCUAUGAACUCUGACUUCGCCGAGUACCAAGCAGGCUUCCGCAGUUGUCUGGCAGGUGUUGAUCAGUAUUUGCUGAUGACAGACAUCGGAAGGAGGAAUCGCUCCGACAUGCUAACACAGCUCUCCAGCCGCCUGCCUCGCACGGAUGCGCACCACGAAAAUUCCAGGACCUUGGACAGCGCCGCGCACUCACGAAAAGCCCUCAACAACUGA
This is a messenger RNA of Engraulis encrasicolus (European anchovy), 447 nucleotides long. It is a transcript of the gene hes3, whose product is annotated as hairy-related 3. Lineage: Eukaryota; Metazoa; Chordata; Actinopteri; Clupeiformes; Engraulidae. The coding region runs from base 1 to 447 and encodes 148 amino acids. The record is from RefSeq and is a predicted model, not a curated record. Gene Ontology annotation, molecular function: protein dimerization activity; DNA-binding transcription factor activity, RNA polymerase II-specific; RNA polymerase II cis-regulatory region sequence-specific DNA binding. Gene Ontology annotation, cellular component: nucleus. The transcript has 5 exons. Gene Ontology annotation, biological process: regulation of transcription by RNA polymerase II; anterior/posterior pattern specification; regulation of neurogenesis.